Molecule: messenger RNA, 3961 nt
Organism: Spodoptera littoralis (African cotton leafworm)
Lineage: Eukaryota; Metazoa; Arthropoda; Insecta; Lepidoptera; Noctuidae
Source: the annotation of a GenBank genome assembly
GUACUUAACGUGAAAUAGAUUCGCAAACAUACUUUGCAAAAAUUACCCUUAUUGCGAACCGAAGAACGAUUUUACAGAAAAUCACAUUGCAAAUGCAAUAAAGGUCAAUUUGAAAGACAAAUACUGGUUAUAGGCUACCUUACCUAAUAGUCUACUGAACCAUAAAUGACUUAGUAUAAUAUCUAGUAUUUCUUCAGUUGUGCCACCAUUUCAGAGCGGCUAUGAAGAAGAUGAUAAUUCUUUUUAUUGCAUUCUUCUUUUCAUCAAUAAAUGGAAAGACAGAACAAGCCAAUAUGAUUGUUGACAUCAUCCAAGCUGCUAAUAGACCGUCUUCUGUCAUUAGCAAACUUUGUUGGACACCUACCAAAAUAAUUCAUUUGUCCUCGGCACUCGUGAAAGAAAAUAUUCAAUUCAGUGCUAAUGCCGAUUUGACAAACGAUUACAUGCAAUUUUACGAUGAGGAACAGCAAAUCGUAUUUCUGGCUGAUCUUAAUUGUCCCGAUAUUGAAGAUUAUUUUCAAAUGAUUAGUACGAGAACUUUUUUCCGUGCACCAUUCCGCUGGAUUCUAUUUGGAGACUCUGGGUCUGUCAACGAGGAUAAUAUAGUGCCAGAAGCCAUAGCUAACGCAGAUGUGCUGAUUGACUCCGAAGUUUUGGUAGUACGAAGAAUUGACGAUGCAUAUGAAAUGCACUUCAUUUACAAUCUUAUUCCAGUUUACAGAAUAAGCCCAAACAAUACUUGGAACACAGAAUACUAUGGAACUUGGGAUAGCGAAAAUCGAUUCCAAAAAUCGAAUCGAUUCGUCGAGCCCACAUCUCUAAGACGUCUUGAUAUAAAUGAAUAUGAAAUUAGCAUUUGCUAUGUGCUAACAAACAACAAUAGCAUCAACCAUUUAUCUGACGGACUAGACGAUCACGUUGAUACGAUUACAAAGGUGAAUUUCCCCACGACCAACCAUUUGUUGGACUUCCUUAAUGCUGGAAGGAAAUAUAUCUUUGCUGAAACAUGGGGCUACAAGGUCAAUGGCACCUGGAACGGUAUGACUGGUUACUUGGUAAGGGGCGAAGUUGAAAUUGGGGGGUCUCCAAUGUUCUUCACGUUUGAAAGAGUAUCGAUAGUCGACUACAUUUCGAGUCCAACACCAACUCGAUCUAAAUUCGUGUUUCAACAACCGAAACUAUCAUAUGAGAACAAUUUGUUCCUAUUACCGUUUAAUACAACUGUAUGGUAUUGUACUGUAGGUUUGGUCUUCGUAAUAUACCUUGUACUCCUUCUGGUGACGAAGUGGGAAUGGAAGAAGACAAAACAUACUAUUGAAACGCGGGAAAAAGACGCUGGUGUCCUAAGAGCUAACGUUGUUGAUGUUAUCAUUUUGAUAUUCGGAGCAGCUUGUCAACAAGGAAGUCCUUCGGAACUGAAGGGAUCACUAGGUCGUAUUGUAAUGCUGGUACUGUUCCUUGCUCUGAUGUUCCUCUACACCUCCUACUCAGCCAACAUCGUUGCUCUUCUCCAAUCUAGUUCUUCUCACAUCAAAACACUUGACGAUUUACUCCACUCCAGAAUAAAAUUUGGCGUCCAUGAUACGGUCUUCAAUAGAUAUUAUUUCUCGGGGCUAUUCGCAUUCCACAUGGAAACAGGCGUUGGUUACAAGUUUGUAGGAAAAUAUUUCAAUGAAGGUGAAAAGUGUGGUCUUCGUGAGAUCCAGUAUUUGCAAGUUAUAGAUCCCUGGCUAGCUGUUCGAAAAGAAACUCCAUUCAGAGAGAUGUUCAAAAUUGGAACGAAAAGAAUUCAAGAACAUGGGUUACAGUAUAGAGAAAACCGUCUAAUGUACGAGAAACGUCCAAAAUGUUCAGGCGGAGGAUCAAACUUCGUAUCCGUCAGCAUGGUCGACUCACCUGUAGAAGCGAAAUUGGCAAAAAUGCUAGCAAACCUAGGUAGACCGAUGAACAUUCGAUAUUUACGGCAGAAUGAAACCAUUGAUAAUGAUAAUUAUCCUAAUAAUCAUCUAUUAUUCAUAUUGAACAGAACUUGUGAUGAUGCGAAUGCUUUUCUCAGAUGGAUGGUGAUUCUUGGAAAAUCAUUAAUAAUAAAAGAUGAAACCUUUAAUGUUUCUCCUGAAUUUGACGAUAUUAGGAUUUCAGUAGAUUCAGAAGUCAUAAUUAUUGGAAAAAUGAAUAAUUCUGAAGAAGUGUCAUUACACACGUUUUACAAGCUAAAACCCCAUACAAAAUGGAUUAUAGAAGACUACGGGACUUGGUCACUCGAUACUGGGUUUACCAAAUCUACGACUAGAAUUGAGUCAAACGUGAUAAGACGAAAGGAUUUAUGGGAGAAUGUUUAAUUACUCCGUUGCUAUUUCUGACAAUCGAACUAAAACUGAUCUACUUGGACUUGGGUAGCAACAUCUUUAUUGACACCCCUGCCAAAAGCAGCUUUCGUACGAUUGUUCCCUUAUUUGACUUUCUCAAUGCUACUAAAAUUGUGAAAUUCUCUGAUACUUGGGGCUACUUCAUAAAUGGAUCUUGGAAUGGAAUGAUUGGUGACAUUUAUCGGGAAGAAGCAGACUUGUGUGGAAUUGUAACGUUCAUAACGAAAGAACGUAUGACAAUUUUGGAAUAUUUGACCCAUCCUACACCCAUCACACUGAAGUUUGUCUUCAGACAACCGCCCUUGUCGUACCAGAACAAUUUGUUCCUUCUGCCAUUUUCCACUGGUGUCUGGCUGUGUACUGGUGCAUUCAUUGUUAUAUUAAUUGUCAUAUUAGUGCAUACACAGCUGACGAUCCAAUAAAGAAAGCGCUAGUUGAUACUAAGAUUGCACCAAAGGGUGUACUAACAAAUGUUAUGAACAUUGAACAGGGAGUCAGGAUCAUGCAAAAGAAACCAUUUGCCUUUAAUAUGAACACAGGCACUGGGUACAGAAUUGUUUCAGCAAUUUUCCAAGAACAUGAAAAGUGUGGGCUUCAAGAAAUUGAAUACAUUCCAAAUAGCAACCCUUGGUUAUGUAGUCGAAGAUUGUCUCCCUAUGGAGAAUUGUUUAAAGUUGGGUAUAUCAGGAUCCAAGAACACGGUUUGAGUGACAGGGAAAACCGAUUAAUUUACGCCAAGAAACCAGCUUGCACCGUCAUGGGUGGCAGUUUCGGUUCCGUCAAUAUGGUUGAUUUUCAUCCUGUCUGCUUGGUGUUGCUCUACGGAAUGAUUCUAGCGUUCCUCCUCCUUGGCGUCGAAAUUUUAGUUCACCGAAAACAGAUGAAAAUGCGCAAUCAAGCUAGAGUUGAAUAAAAUGUUCAAUUGUGUUUAAAAAUAGCGUCUUGUGAGAUUAGGUUUUGGUUUUGUAUUGCUUAUAAAAUGUGCAGCAACGAUGCUUUUAUCGCCAAGAUCCUCCUUAUUUUUUUACUGUCAAUAGAAAACUGUUGAUGGCAAGUCCACCGCUAACGUCAGUCACCGGUGACCCCAUGGCGUUUAACGUGUUAAUAGAUGAUUUUCACUAAAACUUAAUAUUUGUUUGCAGCUUUUCCGUAGGCACCUCUCUAUAUUUAAGCUAUAAAGGCCUAUUAUAAAGUUUAAACCAUAAAAGUAUUAAUACAGUUUGGUCAUAACUCUUUAUACCUAGUUAUAAUUAGUCAUUUAUGCUUAUUGUAAGUAAACCAUGUUCUUUAUGAGUGAAUAAACAAGCAUUAAACUUAAAGUGAAGUUUAUUUCUUCAUACAUAAUCAAAGUACCUACCUAUACUUCCAUCCAACCUACUUAUACAUAUCUAUGGAAUGAAACAUGUCCAAAGGCAGCCAGGCAGUCUGUCGCACCUACAUUACUGCGCCGUUAUCGGCUUUAAAACCGGUAAUUACAUGGGAAUCGAUUAUUGCGAGUCUGCAACGCGACUGGAUCUCGCCAGCUGGAUUGAUGCACGACCAGUGAAAUAGCAAUUAAGAUAAACACCGGCCACUGGCUCGCCAUCUGCGUC